Messenger RNA from Acromyrmex echinatior (Panamanian leafcutter ant), 1870 nucleotides. RefSeq names its product odorant receptor 13a-like. NCBI's taxonomy places the organism in Eukaryota, Metazoa, Arthropoda, Insecta, Hymenoptera, Formicidae. The record is from RefSeq and is a predicted model, not a curated record. Gene Ontology annotation, molecular function: olfactory receptor activity; odorant binding. Gene Ontology annotation, cellular component: plasma membrane. Gene Ontology annotation, biological process: detection of chemical stimulus involved in sensory perception of smell; sensory perception of smell.
GGAUCUAACAUUUGCGUGGGUUUCAUUUUUACUGUAAUAUUCGUUUCUGGUGUACCGCUUGUAUGGGCGCUUAUACGAGUUUGGGGCGACAUGGUACUUAUGAUAGAUAAUUUACGAAUUACAUUACCUCUUAUAGUGGUUUUGUUUAAAUUUAUUAUUAUACGAUGGAAACGAAAAGUUCUUUUAUCCAUUAUCAAUAUGAUGGCGGAAGAUUGGAUAUCAUUAAAAUUAAACACAGAAAGAGAUGUGAUGAUAAAACGAGCGCGAUCGGCUCGAUUACUCAUAAUUUUUGGAUUUGUUUUAAUGUCAUUUGCAUUUAUCAUGUUAAUUAUUUUUCCUUGCUUUGAUAUACAAAUAAGGCACAUAACAAAUCUUACUGAUCGGAAAAAACCGCUACCACUGCAGACGUAUUAUUUCUACGAUACAGAUAAGAGUCCGCAAUUUGAGUUGACAUUUCUUGUUCAAGCCGUAACGAUUUCUUUAGCAGGUAUAAUUUAUACAUCAGUAGAUGCUUUUCUUGGGCUCGUGAUCUUUCAUAUAUGUGGUCAAUUAGAGAAUUUUAGACGCCGUUUAGUCAAAUUAAUUUUGUGCAAAAAUUUCAACCGAGCUCUGAACAACAGCAUAGUAUAUCACUUAAGACUCAUCAGAUUUGCUGAUAACAUUGAAAAAACAUUUUCGUUAAUGAUGCUUGGAUUAGUAAUUUAUUUUGGUAUCGUAUUUUGCCUAUGCGGAUUUUUACUUGUUAGUGUAGUUACUGAUCAAAAUAUAAAUCAUGCGAAUGUUGCACAAGCAUGUUAUAUGGCAAUUGCUGCUCUUAUCUUAUUGACGCAUACGUUUCUGUAUUGUGGUGCCGGAGAGCUUAUAAUAGGGCAAAGUUGCCAUCAAACAUUGUAUCCCUUUAUCAUAGAAAGUUGUUGCCUGCGAGGCAAACCACGUAGUAACAGCUUCUUUGAAGCUCUCUUACCCAUCAUAAAGAUGAUGGCGGAAGAUUGGGUGACAUUGAAGCUUGACACAGAGAGGAACGUGAUGAUGAAGCGAGCGCGGACUGCUCGGCUGAUCGUAAUUUGCGGAUACGUAUUGAUGAUACUAGCAUUCACUGUGAUCAUCAUUUUUCCUUGUUUUGGCGUACCAUUCAGACGCUUAACAAAUCUCACAGAUCGGGAUAAACCGUUACCGCUACAGACAUAUUAUUUCUACGACACAGAUAAGAGUCCGCAAUUUGAACUCACGCUUGUCAUUCAAGCUAUAACAAUUUUCUUAGCAGCUGUAACAUAUACAUCAGUAGAUGCUUUCCUUGGACUUACAAUUCUUCACAUCUGCGGCCAGUUAGAGAACUACAGAAGUCGAUUGGUCAACUUGGUCUCAUGUAAAGAUUUUAAUAAUGCUUUACGAAGUAAUGUGAUCGCUCAUCUACGACUGAUUAGAUUUGCUAGUAAGAUCGAAGAUACAUUCACAUUAAUGAUGUUGGGAUUAGUAUUUUAUUUUGGUAUUGUAUUUUGUCUGUACGGAUUUCUGUUGCUUACUGUUGUUACCGACGAUGAAACUAGUGGUAUUCCUUUUUCACAAAUAUUAUAUGCAAUUGUUGGUAUUACUAGUCUUUUAACACAUACUUUUCUCUACUGCGGGGCCGGAGAACUCAUAACUGAGCAAUGCGAAGCAAUAUACCGUACUUUGAAUGAUCUCGAAUGGUACAAACUAGAAUCAAAAAAAGCGAGAUGUCUUAUUUUAUUGAUGACACGAGCCAGUGAACCUUUUCGUUUCACUGCAGGAAAGAUUAUUCCAUUAACAAUGACUACUUUUUGUAGCCUAUUAAAAACAUCGGCUAGCUAUAUAUCGUUUUUGCUGGCAAACCGAGGUUAAAGCAUGAAAA